AUGGCUUCUUGGAGGAUCUUGACUGCAGGAAGGCAGCUGUCAUUGGCUCAUCUGCCAUGCCAUUGUCCAAUAUUCAUCGAAUAUUUGGCGGUCUUCACAGUUGGCCAGCGAGGCGCCUGCACAUCGACUCCCCAGAUUUUUCAAGUGCCGGGAGGGCCAGUGGCUCGCCGUCCACAGCGGCCGUCUUGGACACGAAAAUGGCGGCCGUACGGAUCUUGGAGGGGACACAAAGCGCUGGCUUUCUUCUUUCGUGUAGCAGAGCAAAUUGCUGGGCGCCAACUGCAUCUACCUCUUGGAGCGCCGUGCGUGCGGUUGGGAAACGCUGCGAGAAAGUUGAUGCGGCUUCUGUCCCAGAAAGCCAAUGGCAUCCAUGUCAAUUUGUGCCUCUGGCCAAUCAGCGCCCUCGCUUCGUGGCGAUCGGGCAGCUUGUGUCUCGGGAUGAAGCGCAAGCGAGCGAGCAUGAGUACUCCUCCUUGUAAGUCAGUUCAUCCCCCACUUAUUCUUCACUUCUCCUUGAAGGCGCUUCUCGGGCUCUCGACUCCGACAGAGAUGCCUUCCAUCAACCGCCGGCCGGCACAGGAGGAGCCGCCGCCGCGUACCGACAGCCGCUCGGAGAAUGUGUACAGAUUGAGGUCAGCCACUUCGUUUGGUCAACCAAAAUCCAGCACGGCUGUUCCGAAGAAGACGAAUUACAUCCACAACGUCACAUUCGACGGAGAUUUCAACAAAAAAGAAAUACCCCGUCGGCCCAAGACCGUGACCGGAGACCAGCAGUUCAAGGCAGCUAAUUAA
This is a messenger RNA of Podospora pseudopauciseta, 792 nucleotides long. RefSeq lists its product as uncharacterized. The record is from RefSeq and is a predicted model, not a curated record. The transcript is spliced from 2 exons. The coding region runs from base 1 to 792 and encodes 263 amino acids. Lineage: Eukaryota; Fungi; Ascomycota; Sordariomycetes; Sordariales; Podosporaceae.